Molecule: messenger RNA, 1747 nt
Organism: Oryzias latipes (Japanese medaka)
Lineage: Eukaryota; Metazoa; Chordata; Actinopteri; Beloniformes; Adrianichthyidae
Product: zona pellucida sperm-binding protein 4
Biological process (GO): prevention of polyspermy; binding of sperm to zona pellucida
Cellular component (GO): egg coat
Molecular function (GO): structural constituent of egg coat; acrosin binding
Source: RefSeq, a predicted model, not a curated record
GCAACGGGCUGCAAACUAAUUAGAAGUAAUUAACAAGUGUCACGUGACCCGCUCUCUGAGUCCCAGAGUGAGAAGCUGAUUUGUCUGGAGUAAAAACCCAAAUCUAAAAGCAAAACGUGUGAGGAGAUGAACUGCUGUUCCGUAAAACUGUGUUUGGUAUCUUUACUGUCGGCCUUGGCGGCUCAAAUGUGUGGCUGCAGCUCAGACAUCCAGAGAAGGAGAAGCUCCGAGAGGACGCACCUCGCCCUGCCGACAGUCACGUGCUCUGAGAAAGGAAUGAGAGCUGCGUUUGGCCCCCUGGUCAAAGACAAUUUGCGUGUCAGAGACCCUGCUGGUCCCUUACAUCCUGUGCUUGGUUCAGAUGGAUCCUGUGGAGUGAAGCUGAGGAACAACCAAAGCCUCUCGUUUUUUGGCAGAUAUGACAGCUGCUAUGCUCGUGUGGAGGGAAGCAAAGUGAUGUUCUCUCUUCUAGUCCAACUGACUGGAGAGGAUCAAUGGAUCAGAGUUAAUAUCAGCUGUCCUCUGAUAAAGAGAAGCAAAUCAAGGGUUGACCCCACACCAUUUCCUGGUGAGUGCAUUGUUGAGAAAUCUUUGCAAAUCCAGUGUGGCCACCAAGUUAUCAAAGAAGAUGCCUGUACUAAGCUGGGAUGCUGCUACAAUACUCGCACAGCAAGCUGUUACUACAGACUCAAUGCAUGCUCUCUGGAUGGCCACUUUGUGUUUACUGUGAAGGCUGCAGACACCCACCCACCCAUUGAUCCCAGCACCCUUGUGAUCAAGGAUCAGCCUCAGUGUCUCCCGACAAUCACAACCUCAGAUGUUGCCGUCUUUAAGAUAGGAGUCCAGGACUGUGGUGCAAAAAUGAAGAUGGAUGGAGAUCUGGUGAUCUAUGAGGUGGAAGUGGAGGAGCUGCCUCCAAAAAGUAAAAGCAGACCUUCACCGUUUAGUCUCCAAGUUGAAUGUGAAUAUGAGGAAUCUGAUCUAAUACGCGCCAAAGAUCUGCGGUCCUUCUAUACAGUGACCAAUCCCCCGCCUGUGGUCGCACAAGGAACAAUCAAGGUGCAGAUGAGAAUAGCUACAGAUUCAUCCUUUACGGCCUUCAUUCCUGAGGACCAGCUUCCUCUGACAGUGCCGCUGCGGAAAGCUGUGAAUGUGGAAAUCUCCAUCGCGCAGCCGUCUCCGGAUCCCACACUUUUUCUGCGUGUCAGAGACUGCUUCGCCUAUCCUACAUCCAAACACUCUGUGUGGACUCUCCUCCAUGAUGGAUGUCCCAACCCUCUGGAUAACUUGGGGAGCUCCGUGCCCGUCGAUGAGCAGGGAAGGACUGCCUCCCACUCCCAGGUCAGGAGGUUUGAUGUCAAGACAUUUGCCUUCAUGGACCCAAAUACAGGCCACCCAAGCAGUGAGGAGAUGUACUUUUACUGCUGGGUGGAGAUCUGCACAGAUGAUGUUGAGUGUGCGCAGCGCUGCACCUUGAUCUCAUCUGAGGGAGAAAGGCAAAGAAGACAAACCAAACUUUUUACACAUCAGCUCCAGCUCGUCUCCUUUGGGCCGCUGUUGCAAAGCGGCACUGAAACGGAUACGAUUACUUUGUUUCAUGGGUGGCUGUAUCUUCUCCCUGCUGUUGGAGCUGCUCUGGUGUUGGUUCUGCUGAUUGUCUGGUUAAAGUUCAGGUGUCAGAAGACUGAGGGGCAGCAAACAUAUGAUGUUCACAGUGAACAAGCUCAAUAAAUCACUUUAAAUAGGA